AUGGUACUCGUCUUGCGGGACGCUCAUGAGGCAGAGACCUUCCUGGACAUGGAGGACGACCGUCCGACGGAGUCCUUGGCGAACCAGCUCCAGCGAAUGCGAGCGGAGCUCACCGCGGCCUACCGCAAGAUGGACGAGCAGCAGCGUGCCAUCGCAGCCCACGAUGACCGCGUCAAGAGUGUCGAGGACGGACGACGUCGGGACUCGGCUUUGCGCUUGUGGCGGGUGUCGACGGUCGCUGCCGUGUCCCGACGUCGUCCGUCUUCGACGCUCUUGACGCGGUCAUCGUGGGUUGCGAUGGCGCGCUGUUGCUCGUCCAUCUUGCGGUAG
Molecule: messenger RNA, 330 nt
Organism: Saprolegnia diclina VS20
Lineage: Eukaryota; Oomycota; Saprolegniomycetes; Saprolegniales; Saprolegniaceae
Exons: 1
Coding region: 1-330 (109 amino acids)
Source: RefSeq, a predicted model, not a curated record